AAACGAUUUAAAUUCAAAAAGACAGUUCAAUAGAAUAGAAUAGUUGUAUCAAUUUUUUCACUUAUUGAGUUUGUAUCUUUGCCUUUAAGCCUAUUGGUCGAUAAAUAUAAGAACGUUCAAAUUAAAAGUUGUUUCAUGAACGAGUGUAUUUCACAAAAUGGAACAAUCAGACUGACCGCUAUUCGGCCAAUUAAUUAUGUAGUUCUGUAACAUGAGGACAAUCUGCGCUUUCUGCGCAAAAAAAAACUAUUAAUAAACAAGGGAAAUCAAUUAUGCAAAGCGAUGAAAGUUGUAAUUAAAGAAGAAAAUGACGGACUACGCCCCAUACAAAACGAAUCAAUCAAUAUCAUUCUGCACGUGUAGAGCUUCAAACAUAUCAUUUCGUUACAUUCGUCUACCAAAGAAGGAUCAUUUUUUGAGUGUGAUAAAUAAAAAUGUAUCGUGCACAUCUAACCUUUGAAGAAACGAUAGAAAACAUCAACAUUAUGUUGCUGAUGAUGGGAAUUCCACCCUGUGAGGAACCUUAUCCGGACGGUUUGUUGGGUGCGGUUUGGAGAAACAUUGGGUUUAUUGGAUCGUUUCUUUUGCUAUCCUAUACGACGAUCGGUGAGCUGAUUUAUUUGCUCCAGAUGUUCGAACGCGACGUCAACUUUCUCGAGGUGACAUUUCAAGUGCCGUGCGUCGGGUACUGUAUGAUCGGUGUGCUUAAGAUGAUUAUUCUGGCCGUACGACGCAACACAAUUGCCGAGCUGGUGGGAUUGUUUCGCACAAGAUGGAAGCAAGUGGUACGUAUCGUAGAUGACACACAUUGGAAAGUGUGCGAAGAUACCAUGAGACCAGCGAUCAGGAUUACUUCCGUCACGGCACUGGUAAAUGUGGUGAUGGGAAUAUCAUUUACCAUGUUACCGAUAGCGGAAAUGAUCUACCAUCAUUAUCACACCGCCAUCUGGAACCGUCAACUGUCCUUCAACAUCUGGUGGCCAUUCGAUGUGUUCGCCGGUGCCAAAUACUUCUGGUUCGUCUAUCCACUGUACGUGGUGAUUGGAUUUACUGGAAUUAUUAUUCACAUGGCAUUCGAUUGUUUAUUCUGCAUAUUGGCCGCUCAUUUGUGUAUGCACUUUCGGAUUCUGGGACAGAAUCUCGCUCUUUUUGAUGAACAAAAACAGCAGAAAAAGGACGAAGAUUCUAGCAGCAUGACACACCUCCAGGAUGCGGUGGUUCAUCAUCAGGAUUUGAUUGGGUAUUGGAAAGGUAAUUUGAAGAGAAAAAAAACUAAAAUACUUACGUUAAUAAUUCAUUCGCAGGUAUAGCCAUCCAUGCAGAACGUGUUCGGUAUUACGCUGUUUGUUAACUUUUUCGGCAGUUCCAUCAUUAUCUGCAUCCAAAUGUUUAUGAUUACGUUCUUUUUACAGACCGUAAGUGGAUAUAUGCUGGUAAAGUUCGUACUAUUUAUGCUGUGUUUUCUGAUUGAACUACUCAUGUUGUGUGCGUACGGUGAGGAUAUUGUGGAAUCGAGUGGAGCAUUGAUAAAUGCAGCGUACGGUUGUCAGUGGUACGAGGAGUCAAAGGAAAUGCAGCGAACCUUACUACAGAUUAUACACCGCAGUCAACGGCCCGUCCUUUUAACUGCUUGGAAAAUCUGGCCCAUUCAAAUGAGGACUUUCAGUAAGAUUUUGCAGGCUUCCUGGUCCUACUUUACUCUGCUGAAAACGGUCUAUGGAGACCAAUAGUGUAUCCAGCGGUGUGCUAUCCCUCGAAAGCGACUCAAAAUAAAUAGCAACAAGAAAAAAAACAAACGGAAUCGGAAAUUAACGUCGUUAUAUUGCACAACUAUUAUCAACAAAUUCCAAUCAACGCAAAGCAAAAGUCAUCGACUGCACCAAAAAGGAACUGGUACCGACAAGUUUAAUCAUCCCUUCGAAAGAAAAACAAACCUUUGACUCACACACAAGUACGCAAGAUUGCGAAAACCCGGGGGCCCUUUGUACUCCCCCUUUUUCCCUUUUUUUUGUUAUUUUUUAUAUACCCGUCCCCUUCUUCUUCACCCGAAGCAAAGUGGUUUCUAUCAGCUGUUGAAGCUAUGCAAUAUAUAAAAAAAUAAAACAAACCAACUCCUAUCGUAUCGCGACAAAAAUGGCUCACGAUAGGGCCGAUAUCAGGUAGGGCCUUUUGAGCAACACAACAAAAACAAACGCUGGAAGACCAACGGGAAAACUAUUCGCUUAUCAUUGUAUCUGGCCCACCUGCACUGCUGCUGCUGCUGCUGCACGCGGCCAGUCAAAGAGUGUUUUGCUUUCGUCACUAGCCCAUCGUUGGAGUCACGAGUCGUCGGGUGCGCUAUCUAAUCGGACACAUCGGACAUCGGCCGUGAUCGGUAACACGUCACAGAGAUUCCAACCUUCGUUACGAUACGGAUGGCGGUUUAGGCUUAGCAGGUGUAUGGAACUAGAAGCGUCAGAUGAUUGUUUGUUUGGUGGAAAUUUAUUUCAAACCAAGUCCCAAAAGUCCACAAAAAGCGCCAUAAAUAUCAACGACCGUCUAAGAAUUGCAGCGAUUCGAAUGACCUAAUUUUCGUGCAUGUUUCGUCCUGUUUCGCGUGUGUGGCUCGCAUAGCAGAAAAAAAAAUGCCGGGCAAACAUCUCUUGAUAAGCGUUACAGGUACAGUCUUGAACGACCGACCUACGUAACGUCUAGAUGCCUGGGUGGAAAAAUACACAAACAGCUCCUCCGAGUGCUCCCCAUCGGACGAGGGGUUUUUUUUUCUUAUAUUGAUAACAUUUUACAUCCCCCCUCAGACGAAUGCACAUUCCUUCGAUGAGGAUGUAAUGGUUGUUUGUUGGUAUUUGCUGCCCUCGGUGCAAUCUUAUGCAAUCGGGCAUUUUUAUCAUCGAGUUUGCUUCUCGAUAGGAAAUAGGAAAGAAGGAAGUAUGAACAUAUUUUGUCGGGAAUUACAAAAAGCAAAAAAUAACUGUCAUAUAGAAGAAGAAAAAAGAUUGUUCUGUUACAGUCCCGUGCAGGUCCCAAACAAAGAGUGACAAGAUCGCUAUUGGUGCACUCCAACACCAUCUUUUCACCAACACCACCAACAAUAGUAGCUCCAACGUCAACCACUCUCCACAAAUAUACAACAAUAGCACAAUGAAGUCCACAAAGCAACAGGACUUCGGACCAUCCACAACAACACUAGCAAUAAAAACAGCAAUAGCCACAAACCCCAGAAUCACAACCGAGUAUGCCCGGGAUAAGGCAAAUUACAAGGAGGAAAUGCCUUGCGAAAAUUGUAUAUACUUCAGCCCUCUGUGGCUGACAAUACGGCAAAAGCCGUAAUCAUGUAACAAAAUA
This is a messenger RNA of Anopheles funestus (African malaria mosquito), 3342 nucleotides long. RefSeq names its product odorant receptor 4-like. Gene Ontology annotation, cellular component: plasma membrane. The record is from RefSeq and is a predicted model, not a curated record. Gene Ontology annotation, biological process: sensory perception of smell; detection of chemical stimulus involved in sensory perception of smell. Lineage: Eukaryota; Metazoa; Arthropoda; Insecta; Diptera; Culicidae. Gene Ontology annotation, molecular function: olfactory receptor activity; odorant binding.